AUGCUCGCAUCACUUCAAAAAGCUGCUGCUGCUAAUACCGCUACUGCCGCUCGAGUAGCAUCCCCUACUGCCCGUCGGUUUGCGGUCACAGUCGCCGGCUCCGAGGCUGCUGCUAAGGAGCAAUUGUCUACUGCUUACCCUCCUCUGAAGGUUGCGUGGUUCACCGCUUCUUGGUGCGGUCCUUGCAAACAAGUGACUCCUUACAUCGAGAACCUUGCUAAAAACAACGAUAAAGUGUCCUUCAUCAAGAUCGACAUCGAUGACUUCGAUGAUAUGGCUCAAGAGAACAAGGUCAUGUCUGUCCCUACGUUUGCUUUCUACAAGGAUGGCAAGGAGGUUCAGCGCGUGACCGGAGCUGAUCCCGUGAAGAUUGAGGAGAUUGUUAAGCAAUUAUGUCAGUAA
Perkinsus marinus ATCC 50983 is the source of this 402-nucleotide messenger RNA. RefSeq names its product thioredoxin, putative. Lineage: Eukaryota; Perkinsozoa; Perkinsida; Perkinsidae. The transcript is spliced from 4 exons. The coding region runs from base 1 to 402 and encodes 133 amino acids. The record is from RefSeq and is a predicted model, not a curated record.